GCAAAAAAACUGCAGCAAAUUCAUCCUUGCAGACGUGAACUUUUCUCUUGUUUGAGUUGAUUGAUUAAGGUAGACGGAAAAUAAUAAUAGAAUUCCGGGAUGAAAAUAUUACACAAGCUUGUCGUGGUCACCACGGCAUUGUUCGGGUUUCCGAGUUUGUUGUACUUUAAAAAUGAUAAAAGUAAUCAGAGUCGAAAUGAGAGAUACGUUUGGCAGAGAGAUUCAAAAGUAUUGCCCCCAUUAUCCAUCCCCCAAACGUAUGAUAUGCCGGAGGAGAAUUUGCAUAUUCAAAAUCAGGUGGAGUACCAAGCGUCACCACCCAGGAAUAAAUCAAUUUAUAGAAUUAAACCAUCCGAUCUGCUAAAAGCUCGUGUGAUUUACAACUUACGGCAGUCCAUGCGAACGGACUUACAGGGGUUUAAUAUCAGCUGGCAAAAGGAUCACAUUCCUGAUUUUGGUGGCAAACCGAUUCGCAACAUCAUAGUGUCCACUUGGCGCUCAGGCUCAACAUUUUUGGCUGAAUUGGUUAGCAGUCAUCCAGGAACUCUUCUAAUUUUUGAACCCUUCAUGUACAUGGAAAGUGAACGGAUUCGUACCAAAGCGGAGGUAUCAAAUGGGAUAACAAUGAGCAAAUCAAGUUUUAAUUGUUACUUUAAUUACACUGAGUGGACUGGAAAUGGCGGGAACUUCAUUUCCGGCAUGAUUAGUCGUAGCGACAAAAUGAAGCCAUUUUGUACCAUAGUUCCGGAUGGUUGUCGUGACCCUGAAUUUAUUUCGAAAGUCUGCACAUUCUUUCCCAUCCAACUCGUCAAAUUUGUAAGAUUUAGGUUGAAAGAUGCAGAGGAAUUGUUAUCGGAUGAAGAAUAUGAUACUCGUCUCAUUUACCUCGUCCGGGACCCAAGAGGAACAAUGAAGUCGAGGAAUAAUGGGUCAAACUACUGGUGUGACCAGCAUCCCGAUUGUUCUGAUGAGCGUCGUCUCUGUUCUGAUUUGGUGGACGAAUUUGCAGAUGCAAAAAAGUUUAAGGGAAAAAUACCCCAAGCGCUUCAAGGUCCUACGUUACGAAGACGUUUCAUUAAACGUACCACUCGCGGCGAAAACGAUUCUUCCCUUUUUCCGAUUAAGCUAUCAUUCGAAAGUCAAGCAAUUUGCUAUGCUACAUUCGAGACUUACUCGAAAGGGUGAAUUUGGCACGUAUCGCAAUUCAAGAAAGGUUGCGUUUAGUUGGUUUAACUUUUAUCGCAAUAAUGUCACGCGUUUGGACAGAAUUCAAAAUUCUUGUGAAGAAGCGAUGGAUUUGUGGGGAUACAAA
Molecule: messenger RNA, 1312 nt
Organism: Folsomia candida
Lineage: Eukaryota; Metazoa; Arthropoda; Collembola; Entomobryomorpha; Isotomidae
Product: carbohydrate sulfotransferase 6-like
Exons: 7
Coding region: 100-1185 (361 amino acids)
Biological process (GO): sulfur compound metabolic process; N-acetylglucosamine metabolic process
Molecular function (GO): N-acetylglucosamine 6-O-sulfotransferase activity
Source: RefSeq, a predicted model, not a curated record